AAUAAGAAUAAUUAGGAUAUCUUAUCACUAAUAGCUAGGACUCUUGGUGAUUUUCGAAACGGAUAUUCUUCCGAUGAUGACACCAACAUGAAUUCAGAAAAUGAAGUGAUUGCAGAUGUUGAUACUGGUAAUUCCGAUGAUGAGACUAAUGGAGAUGUAGAUAAUGAAGCUGCAGCUGUUACUUCUAGCAAUCCCGAUGAUGUUACUUACAUGGAUUCAAAUAAUGAUAUUGAUAAUGAUUCGGAAGAAUCCGAGGCUGACACUAUCAUUCUCGAUUUUGAUGACUAUUCUCAUGGCAAUGUUCCUAAUCCCGACCUAAAUGGUGCUGAUGUUGCCUGCAGUUUACGGCGCGACGCGGUUACACCUGCGGACUUGAACAACGCUAUCAGAAGUGAAGAAUGUAUGACUUACAUGGCCGCUGUUCCGAACGUCUACUACAAGCCCUGUGGGCACUAUACUUUUUGCGAAGCCUGUCAUAAGAAGAUGUUGAAUGAUGUGCUAACCGAGGGUGGUGAUUUCAUAUGUCAAAUGUGUCAUCAGUAUGUAAACGAAGUUUUUAUUAUUUAAAACAACUUUUAAAAACGGUGUCAAAGAUGGUCUUCAGCAAGGUUUUAUAAAAAAAAGAAAUUUCGUUUUGAGGGUACUCUCAGACACUGCCCCUUCCCUAUUUCGAAAAAAUAUUCAAUGACUUUUCACUUUCAUAAGCGUAUCAAAAUUUUAUUAACAAUUGGAAUAAAAAUUAAACAA
Molecule: messenger RNA, 747 nt
Organism: Microplitis mediator
Lineage: Eukaryota; Metazoa; Arthropoda; Insecta; Hymenoptera; Braconidae
Exons: 2
Coding region: 88-567 (159 amino acids)
Source: RefSeq, a predicted model, not a curated record